Molecule: messenger RNA, 2935 nt
Organism: Athene cunicularia (burrowing owl)
Lineage: Eukaryota; Metazoa; Chordata; Aves; Strigiformes; Strigidae
Product: excitatory amino acid transporter 4-like
Exons: 10
Coding region: 79-1395 (438 amino acids)
Biological process (GO): L-glutamate transmembrane transport
Cellular component (GO): plasma membrane
Molecular function (GO): L-glutamate transmembrane transporter activity; neutral L-amino acid transmembrane transporter activity; glutamate:sodium symporter activity
Source: RefSeq, a predicted model, not a curated record
AUCCUGGCGUUUUCCCUCCGGCCCUACCAGCUGACCUAUCGCCAGAUCAAGUAUUUCUCCUUCCCCGGCGAGCUGCUGAUGCGUAUGCUCCAGAUGUUGGUUCUUCCUCUCAUUGUCUCGAGCCUGAUUACAGGAAUGGCCUCACUGGAUGGCAGAGCCUCAGGGAAGAUGGGGAUGCGGGCUGUCGUCUACUACAUGGUGACCACAAUCAUAGCGGUCUUCAUUGGCAUACUCAUGGUGAUCAUCAUCCACCCAGGAAAAGGAUCGAAGGACAAGCUUCACCGAGAAGGCAGAAUCGAGCAGGUGCAGACCACCGAUGCCUUCAUGGACUUGGUGAGAAAUAUGUUCCCGCCCAACCUGGUAGAAGCCUGCUUCAAACAGUACAAGACGCAGUACAGCACCAGGGUCUUCACCAGAACCAUCCUCCACAGCAGCAAUGUCACAGCAGGUGUGACAACCACUCAGAUCCCUGCGCCUGAGAACUCCACUGGCAUCCUGGAGAACAUCACCCAUGCCCUGGGGACCGUCUCCGAGGUGCUGACCUUUGAAGAAGUCAUUCCCAUCCCGGGCUCAGCCAAUGGGGUGAACGCGCUGGGGCUGGUAGUGUUCUCCAUGUGCUUCGGUUUGGUGAUCGGCAGCAUGAAGCAGAAGGGACGGGCCCUGCGGGAGUUCUUUAACUGCCUCAACGAAGCCAUCAUGAGGCUGGUGGCCAUUAUCAUCUGGUACGCUCCAGUUGGGAUCAUGUUUUUAAUUGCUGGCAAAAUCCUGGAGAUGGAUGACCUAGCAGUGAUGGGAGGCCAGCUGGGGAUGUACACGCUCACCGUCAUCGUUGGACUCCUCAUCCAUGCCCUCUGCAUCCUGCCACUGCUCUACUUCAUCGUCACUCACAGAAACCCCUGGGCAUUCAUUGCGGGGCUUCUGCAGGCGCUCAUCACAGCCCUGGGCACCUCCUCAAGCUCAGCGACUCUGCCCAUCACCUUCAGGUGCCUGGAAGAAAACAACGGUGUGGACAGGCGCAUCACGAGGUUUGUUCUGCCCGUGGGAGCUACAAUUAACAUGGAUGGCACUGCGCUGUACGAGGCCCUUGCAGCCAUCUUCAUUGCACAAGUCAACAACUAUGAACUUGACUUCGGGCAGAUCAUCACGAUAAGCAUCACUGCCACGGCAGCCAGCAUUGGAGCUGCAGGUAUUCCCCAGGCAGGACUGGUGACAAUGGUUAUAGUGUUGACAUCAGUGGGGCUGCCUACUGAGGACAUUACGCUGAUCAUCGCUGUGGACUGGUUUCUGGACCGCCUUAGAACGACCACCAACGUCCUGGGGGAUUCUCUGGGGGCUGGCAUUGUGGAGCACCUCUCCCGGCACGAGCUGGAUGCGCAGGACUGCGAACUUGACUAAACAGACCCCGUAUGCCCUCACAGACUAUUUGUCAAACUUUUCAAGAAAGCAUUGAGUUCUAAUCCUGAAGAGACUUUCUGUAUAUAAAGGGCAAACUGACGGAUGGAUUGGAAGAAAAGAUUGUUGGAUUGGACUCCAGCUCAAAUGGGAAUUAAUUUUGGGAAGUCCUAAGGCUUGGGUUAUACAGACAGUCAACCUAGAUGAUCAUAAGGGUCCCUUCUGGCUUUAUAAUAUAUGCACGUGCUUUCUGGUCUAGAGAUAUUGUAAAGGGUGCUUCCAGCACAAUCAUUUUUAAAAGCUAUCUGGAAGGAUCCUAAUGAUACUUUAACAAAACUCAGCAAGAGUCUAACCUGUUUGCAGUUGCUGUUCGCAGACACGUCAACAUCUCAUAAAAGGGGCUCUCCAUACCACAUUGCAUCGACAUGAUCGCUGAUGUUCCCACAAAGCAGUACACGCCAAGCCUCGCCAUUUGUGAUUUGCCGCUUUCAACACGAGAUUAAUGGAGCACAAGCAAGUAGAAGCCUCAUUGUCAAAUACUGCAAACCAGUCUCCCAUGGGGAAUUACAGAAUUCAGCUGAUAGAUUUUAGCUCUGGUGUUUGCCCAUGUUGUUAACCCGUUUAUAAUUGGGAUUAUCUAUCUGUUUACAAUACCUGACCAGUAAAGCAUUGCCAGGGAUUUGUGUAUAUAUAUGUGUAUUUACCUCUCUCUACAUGUAAGGGGCACGUGCACAAACACACGUAUACUCAGAGUUAAUUGUUUUGUUGCUAAUCCAAGAAGGAAAGGCAAUACUAAACUCUCACUCUGUAAAGCUGCAUUUGAUUCACUUCGAUGCCCACCUUGAUUUACCUGGCUCAUCCCGUCCUUAAAACAACAGAGCCUGUUUCACUUCCUUCCAGUAAUGAGUCUUCCAAAGCAAGGUUUACCGGGAAGGAGCUCAACGCGUGCUGAUUUUGCGUCGUACCUGCUGGUGACAUAAUGGGAACUUCUCAAUGUACAGAGAAUAUUCUCUACUUCAUCUUUGACUUCCCUGCGCGUAUCCCAAGGACCCAACAUCCCCACUGCAUCCGUCUUGCCAAGGAGGCAGGCUUUAAGAGCUCAGCCAGGAACACGAAAGUGUUCGCACUCCUUCCAAACCCAACACUGACCUUGGACUAGUUCGGCCUUCAAAACUGGGUAGCUGAAAGUACUAAAUCAUUUUAUCAACCGUCUUUUUAAAUUAACAGAUAUUUGAGAGUUUGUGCAGUUUUUACUGCAGCCCCGCUGCUUCUACUUGCAGAAACUAUCUGAGUUUCUCCUGUUUGCAAACAGAUUUAUUCCUAAGGAUUAGAUGGGCAAUAUUUGGGAUGAAACAGAGCUAUCUCAAUGCAUAUAUACAUGAGGAGCUCCUGGAUUAGGACACAUCUCCUCAAAAUUACUUUAAGAUGAUGAGAGGCCAUGUGUGACAUUAAGUAUAGGAUACAUGUACAUUGUUUCAGGAGUCAGACCUGCCCAGUAAAACCGCCCUGAAAUGGUAUGUCCAUCUUCUGCUGUGCCCAAGGA